UGAGCCAAGAUGGCUGGGCCGGUGUCGCUGUGGCUCCUGGCUCUCGCUCUCCUGCCGGCGUCCUACGCUGCCCAGGGGCUAGGGCAUCUCGACCCAACCGCGCCGCUGCCGCUGGUGAUCUGGCAUGGGAUGGGAGACAGCUGUUGUAAUCCCUUAAGCAUGGGUGCUAUAAAAAAAAUGGUUGAGAAGAAAAUACCUGGAAUUUACGUCUUAUCGCUAGAGAUUGGGAAGACCCUGGUGGAGGAUGUGGAGAACAGCUUCUUCUUGAAUGUCAAUUCCCAAGUAACAACAGUGUGUCAAAUUCUUGCUAAGGAUCCUAAAUUGCAGCAAGGCUACAAUGCUAUGGGAUUCUCCCAGGGAGGCCAAUUUUUGAGGGCAGUGGCUCAGAGAUGUCCUUCGCCUCCCAUGAUCAAUCUGAUCUCGGUAGGGGGACAACAUCAAGGUGUUUUUGGACUCCCUCGGUGCCCAGGAGAAAGCUCUCACAUCUGUGACUUGAUCAGAAAAACACUGAAUGCUGGGGCUUACAACAAAGCUAUUCAAGAACGCCUGGUGCAAGCAGAAUACUGGCACGACCCCAUAAAGGAGGACAUGUACCGCAACCACAGCAUCUUCUUGGCGGAUAUUAAUCAGGAGAGAGGUGUCAAUGAGUCCUACAAGAAAAACCUGAUGGCUCUGAAGAAGUUUGUGAUGGUGAAAUUCCUCAAUGAUUCCAUUGUGGACCCUGUGGAUUCUGAGUGGUUUGGAUUUUACAGAAGUGGCCAAGACAAGGAAACCAUUCCCUUACAGCAGACCACUCUGUACACACAGGACCGCCUGGGGCUAAAAGAAAUGGACAAUGCAGGACAACUAGUAUUUCUGGCUGUAGAAGGGGAUCAUCUGCAACUGUCUGAAGAAUGGUUUUAUGCCCACAUCAUACCCUUCCUUGUGUGAAACCUUUGCAGUUUGCACCAGAGCUCAGGGAGCCCCCCAGCACUUCCAGUGAAGACUGUUCCCUUUGAUGCCCCAUCCAAAGCACAGAUCUAGCUUGAAACUAACCCUUCUCUCUGGUCAUCAUCUAACAUGCCUACUUGGAAAGAUCUAAGAUCCAAAUCUUAUCCUUUGCCUCAUCCUAUCAGCAUAUGGUGUUGAAUGCAAGUUUAAUUAGUUAAUAACAAUGGAGAUUAUUUUACAACCAUUUGAUGUAGUCAAGCUGUCUCAGGAAACAGUCUGCUGUAAGUCAGUGCCAGAACUGUGCUCAGGCCCACAAGAGAUGAACUAAAGCAGUGAGAUUCUAAAGACAGACAUCUUUCUCACUCAAAUCUAGCCACAUUUCAAGCCAAGAGAAGGCCAACACCUAGGCCUGAGGUAGUGACAUAAAUGCCUUUCUCAGUUUUGCUGGUGGGGAUGUAACCAGUGCUUAGAAGAAUACUGCUGGGAAUGUUGCUGUAUGUUCUGAGGCUGCCCUCCUCCCUUUGAGUAUGUUGUCUUCUGUGGCAUCUUAGCAAUUAGACAGUUCCACUAGCCUACCAUCUUGCUUCAGUAGCACUCUUUUUGUCUCCUCAGAUAGUGAUAAAUUAGUUGCUGACACAAGAGGGGGGAAGUAACACACAACUAGAUUGCUUAAGGGAGGAAGUGUAUGUAUUGCUUAACUGAGAUAGGGGUGGUGAUGAAGAAAAAUGUAAAAAUGCAAAUGAAAACUGAGGCAACGGCUGGUUCUUUCCAUUCCAUCCUUGGUUAACCUGUCCAUUCCUUUUUUUGAUAGAGUGGAAGGGAAGGAGGUGGGGGGGGGGGGCAUCGAUUGGUUGCCUCCC
Molecule: messenger RNA, 1790 nt
Organism: Molossus molossus (Pallas's mastiff bat)
Lineage: Eukaryota; Metazoa; Chordata; Mammalia; Chiroptera; Molossidae
Gene: PPT1
Product: palmitoyl-protein thioesterase 1
Exons: 9
Coding region: 10-930 (306 amino acids)
Biological process (GO): receptor-mediated endocytosis; protein depalmitoylation; nervous system development
Cellular component (GO): lysosome
Molecular function (GO): palmitoyl-(protein) hydrolase activity
Source: RefSeq, a predicted model, not a curated record